Messenger RNA from Lactuca virosa, 1389 nucleotides. Lineage: Eukaryota; Viridiplantae; Streptophyta; Magnoliopsida; Asterales; Asteraceae. The record is from the annotation of a GenBank genome assembly.
AUGGCUUUCAUUUGUGGUUCUCCCCAUACCCAAGAAGAAGAUGAUUACGAUGUGCUUUGGCCAUUUCCUUCCACUUGUCCAAAAAAACCAACUAGAAGAGGACUCGUUUUCCGAGGCAGCCGAAGAAGUAAAAACCCAACAAACCCAUACGCAGAUCGUGGACUUGACAAAUUUGAGGCACUUUUAGCUGAUCUUGGUCACAAAAGACAGGAGAUUUUGACACAGAAAGGGUCUGAAGAUGUGUCCAUGGUUAAGUUCGUUUACAGAAGCCCCGAUGAAGUUAAACCUAUUGUGGUCAAGUUACGCGGUAAAAGAAAACAAGAUAACACGAGCUCAUUGGAGAGUACUCCAGAAAGGGAACAUCAAAAAGAUGAUGCUUUUGUUAAAGGGCAUAAUGAUAAUGGUAAUGAAUCCGAAGAAGGUAAAAUAGUGAAAACAUUGUUUGGUGAUCCUAAGAAGAAGAUUAUGUUUUAUCCAUGGAUAAGAAAGCUCGGAAAGGGGUGGAAACCUUCCUAUUAUUUCCCUUUGUUUCUGAUCUUGAUCUUAGUAUUAUUAAUGUUUACUGGACGGUCUUUUGCGAUCUUAUGCACUUCUCUUGGUUGUCACCACCCAACCAACACCACCCACCACCACCACCCAUCACUAACCACCACCACCAACCACCACCCACCACCCAUCACUACCAACCACCACCCGCCACCACCAUCACCAGCCACCACCAUCACCGCCCAACGACCACCACCUACCACCACCAACCACCUCCACCACCCACAACUACUACCUACCACCCAUCACCACCACCGCCACCGCCACCACCACCCACCACCACCACCACCCAUCACCACCCACCACCACCACCCAUCACUAACCACCACCACCAACCACCACCCAUCAUUACCCACCACCGCCAAGAACCACCACCCGCCACCAUCACCCCCAUCACCCACCACCAUCACCACCCAACCACCACCACCCGCUGCCACCACCCGCCUCCACCACCUAUCACCACCGCCCGCCACCACCACCAACAACCACUACCUACCACCCAUCACCACCACCCAUAACUACCCACCACCACCAACCACUACCCACCACCCAUCACUACCCACCACCCACCACCACCCCCCACCCACCACCCCCACCACCACCGCCACCACCACCCAUCACUACCCACCACCACCCACCACCCAUCACUACCCACCACCUAUCACCACCCACCCAGCACUACCCGCCACCACCACCCACAUCCACCCAUCACCCACCAAAACCACCACCCAUCACUAUCACCACCACUUGCAACCACCCACCCACCCACCACCACCCAUCACCACACACCACCACCACCCGUCCUCCACCACCUGCUGCCACCACCCCCACCCCCACCUAUAA